AUGAAUAAUAUAUCUGUGCUUUCAUAAACAAUACACAAUUAUUGUUUACAAUCAUAUACUGCUGGAGAUUUUGCGGUAUUAAUUCAAUUUGACUCUUUUAGAAGAAUCAAUAAGUUUUAGAACACUUAAGAAAAUUCAUAUUGGAUUGGAAUAAUUUACAAAUAUUGAAAAACAUAAUAGAAGUUGAUUGUAAAUAGGAGACUACUUUUGUGAUUUACUAAUUACUCCAAAAAGCUAUUGCUUCAGGUUGUAAAUUUAUUAAUGUGCUUCCAACUCCAUAAAGAAAAUCUUAAAGUUAUGAAGAAUAUGAAAGGUGUAUAAAUGUUCAAUAUUUUAGUAAUGAAAGAUAGCAUUUUACUACAAUUGUGACAACUCAUUUGGAAAUUGUGAUUAAUUAUUUUUCAAAAGGUGUGUAGCAUCAAACUUAUGUUUAAAACACAGUUUUGUUUGCCUUAGCCUAUAUGAUGAGAAAAUAUUGGUCUGAAAUUAUUGCUCCUGAAUAAUUGGUCGAGAAACUAAUUAACACAUUUUUUUAUAAUUAAAAUCUCUAAAUUUUAACUUUAGGAUGCAAAUUAUUUGAAAAUCUAUUAAGUUGUAUUCGAUAAUAUUAUUAUGCAACUGGUUAUCUUGAAUUUAGAAAAGUCAUGAUGGGAUUUCAAAGGUUAUUAUUUAUAUAAAUAAUAUUUAUAGAUAAUCUUUAUCUACUUUAUUAGAAUAGACUCAUUAACUAGUCUAAAAUUAGUUAAAAAUUGGGACCUUUUUAUAAAUUUAUUAAUUAGAUAAAUCUUAUACUGAUUAAUUAAUAUAAUUACUUAAUUCAUUCUUUACAUUUAAUUUCAAUUUAAGUUUUUAUGAAAUUGAUGUUGAUUAUGAUUCAAAAGAAAACUUUAUAGUUAAUGUAUAAAAAUAAUAUAGUGAUUUAGUUUCCUGAUUGUUAUUUUAAAAUAAUAAAUGACGAAAAAUUGAAUCAAGAAUAUUUUAGAGCAAUUAUUGACUUUUAUACUGUAGAUUAAUCCAUUUCAUUAAGAAUACUUAAUAUAAUCUAAAGAAUUUCAUCUGCAAGAUUAUCUUUAUUUUUUGCAAAACAUAAUUUUAAGAAAAUUGUUAGACGAACUCUAUGGGAUGGUUUAUUAUACCUCUUAAGUAAUUAUGAACUUUACUUAAAUAACAGUGAUUUUUCUAAUGAAGUUUGUUCUUUUGCUAUUAGAUUAGUUGUAUGUUUAUAAAAGUUAUUUAUUAGUCUAAUUUUACUUUCAAAAAACUACGAAAAUUUUAGGAUUUGUUUGAUUAAUGUGUAAACUAAUUAAAUAAAAUAAAUCAUAUAAUUCUCAAUAAUUAAGGAAUAAAGCUAUCCUCUAAUAGUACUUUCAUUAAACUAUAGGAAGUUUGGCAUUAGUUUUUAUUCUAAAUUAAUAUAUACAGUUCUCUUUAUUAGCAAUAAUUUUAACUUUUGUAAAAUUCUGUUAAUAUGAGUUUUAAAUUAUUAAUUCAUGCAUUUUAUAAUGGAAAUCCAUUUUCUGAAAUACCAUCCAAUUAUCCUAUUAAAAAAAUUAAAAAAUUCUUGGAAAAAAGUUUUCAUUUAUGUGUUUAAGUUUAUUAAUAAAAUACAAUUGAAUGCAUAAAUUUGAUUUCUGAAUUAUUAAAAAAUUUACCCAUAUAUGUAUUAAAUAUUAAAUAUUUUAGCAAGUUUAAACAUUGUAACCAUAAGAAUAAAUAAUUACAUUAAGUAUAUAAUUAAUAAAAUUAUAGAAAAAUUUAGUGCUUUAUUAUGUCUAAUUUCAGCACUUGUGUUAAGUCCAGCCUAAUUAGAAUUAUUAAAUGGAGAAUCUCAAUUUCAAUAAAGUAAAUAAGAGGGUCAACCAUAAGCACGUAUAUUAUUAUAAGGAAUCCUUGAUUUGAUUGCAUUUACAAAUAAAAUUAAUAUUCCAGCAGAUGUAAAAUUUAAAAUAAAAAUAGAAUUAUAUUUGUAAAUUGUACCAUACUAGUAUACUAAUAUUUAUUCAAACAUAUAUUUCUUAAACAAUAGAAAAUCUAUAUUAUGAAGAAACUUAAAAUAUAGUCAUAUCUUAAUCGUAUUUGUAAUAAAUAAAAUUUAUAAUAGAUCAAUGAGUCUGGGGAAAGACAAUAUAUAAUCAAAUUAUUUAAUUAUCAUAGAAAGUUGUUUAGAGAAAUGGUAAUUUAUAAUUAAAUUUAAGCUUUUAAAUAUUUACUUUUCAUGAUCCAGACCUAGUAGAAUAUAGUUUUAUAAUUUUGUAAUAUACAUAUGAAAAGUACUUUAGAUAAUAAAUAGUUUAGACUGAAGAGAUAAUUAGAUCGAAGAUUUUUUAGACAGUGUUCUAUUAGUAGUAUGUUGAAACAAUUCUUCUUAUAAAUGGAUUUGACAUGUUUUAAUGAAGUUUAGUAUAUAAAAAAAAGAAAACAAGUUUACAAAUUAGUUUCUUUAGUUUGGGUUGAUGAUUAAUUAGAUGAUUAUGUACCUGCACUAGUUGAAAUAUAUAAAUAAAUAAAAAAAUCCCUUACAAAUGAAACAAAUAAAAUAAAUAUGUUGAAAUAUUUAUGGGAUAUGAUUGGAGUAGUAGAUGAAUUAGAAGUAGAUAAUAUAUACAGAGUAUUCUUAAGAAUUGUGUAAUACAAAUAAUUAAAAUAGUUUUUCUGAUUUAUCUUCUUUAUUAUCUUCUGACAAUACUUAGAUUUUUGUGACAGAUUAUGAUUCCUCAUUAGGAUUAACAGCAUUAUUAUGUUCAAUAUUUAAAAAUAAGUAAUAUAUUGUAUUUAUAAUUUAGAAAUACAAGAUUAUCAAAUGAAAAUAUUUAAAUUUUACUUUAUUAAAUUUAUGGUAAAGCAGCAACCUUCUUUAUUACUUCUAUUGAUUAUUUAUUAUAAUAAGUCUAAACUAGUUUAUAGCAAGGUGAAUAAGUAAAGGAAGGUAUUUUAAAGAGAGCUGCUAAAUUAUUAAAAGUUAUGGGAUAGAUUUCAAAUUCUAAAUAAAUUAAUUAAGGGUUUUUUGUAAUAUACUAAGAUUCUUCAUAUUUAAGUUUAUUUAAGAAAUAAUUAUAACUUAUAACUGUUUUUAAACCUUUAUUUCUUAAUUUAAUAAACUAUAAAAAGUAUUUGUUUGAAUGUUUGGAAGGAGUUUGUUCAGAACAUAGUGAAACAUUAGCAUAUAGAUGUGGUUCAGAUGUUUAUUUAGAAUUAUUGAUUAUAGCAGAAAGUACUUUAUAAGAAAUACUAAACUUCAAAUAACUUAAAGGCGAUGAAUAAAUUAAUGAAGAAGCACUUUAAUUAUCAUAAAUUGCUAGCAUAUUAUGCAAUGUGAUGCAAUUUUUAAUUUAAGAAGGAGUAAUUGGUGAAUAAGUUGAUACAGAAAUGAUUAAGAAAAAAACAUUAGAAGUUUAUACUAUUGGUAAAAAAGUGUUAAAUUCCAUUUUUUCAUUAUCUUUUACAAUCAUUGUUGCAUUUCCUAAAAUCUUAAAAUUUUCAACUCCUAAUAGUGAGAUUUUAUUUGCCAUUUCAUUAUUUAAUCCAACUGAGGUAUGUAUUUGAUUUAAUUUAGUAUUAAUAAUUGUUGGUUCAAUUGGUUUUAGAAUAUAAAAAUACUCUUGUAUUGCCAUCAUAAACUUUGGAAACUAUUUCAUUAGGAUAUCAAGGUAUAAUAAAUAAUUUUAAUUAGUUUUGAACAAUUAUUUGAAUAGUACUACAAAAGAAUUAUUUACUAAAUAAAUUAAAUAAGCAUUAGAAUAAGUUUGUUCAUAAGAAGAAUUCUGA
Messenger RNA from Paramecium sonneborni, 3765 nucleotides. The record is from the annotation of a GenBank genome assembly. Lineage: Eukaryota; Ciliophora; Oligohymenophorea; Peniculida; Parameciidae.